Molecule: messenger RNA, 3027 nt
Organism: Phytophthora sojae
Lineage: Eukaryota; Oomycota; Peronosporomycetes; Peronosporales; Peronosporaceae
Exons: 6
Coding region: 1-3027 (1008 amino acids)
Source: RefSeq, a predicted model, not a curated record
AUGCGUCAUUUCUGGAACCAGUACAAAUCAAAAACUGAAGACAAUCUGAUCGUAAGAAAACGUAUGUUAGACGACAUCGCUGCGUAUUACAGUGAAUUCUCGGAGUGUAUGAAAAUAGCAUCUUAUAUCAGCGCUAACGACGCAGAGAAUCCGUAUUCCGAUAGUUUGACAAUAGACAGAAACUCUCAGUACAGGAAGUGCGUGGGGAGUAAAGUGUCAAUCGACGAAGUCAUCGACAAGGCAUAUGAAGCUUACGAAAGUGACAAAUAUGACAUCGUCGACGAAGUCGAUGACGAGAACAUGGUCGACGAGAUGGAAAGCGAUACCUUAUCUCAGACAGAAUUAGAAGUUUUAUUCAGUAUCGCUAACUCUAACGUGGUCAACGAAGGCGAAUACCUCCGUGUUAUACGAGCAAGAGUACUUAUUUUGUUGGUUUCUGUGUUCGAGUACGUUGUAGACACAGAAGCUCUCCUCUUACUAGAUAUAUAUUAUGAGUUUCAAAUUCGAAACUUAAAUUCCGUGUCUAGUCUAACCAUCAAUAAUAAUUCAACAUGCCUUUUUAAAAAAUGGGGAGCAAAUAAUCGAUCAACAUUGACGAUGGACGCUGAGUUCCAAGAACUCUUAGGAUUUAAUGAGGAGGAAGACUUCCUCGCAGAUUCCGCCACACUGGAGAAGCAUCUUCCCGGAUGGAAUGAUAAGGUAAAGGCUCCUAAGUUAGUUACUACUAACCUUCCUAACAGACAGUUUAUGAAGGCGACAGCUUCAUUGUUUCUCAUGGGAGGUGACUUAAGCGAUGACAACAUCGCGUACGAAGAAACGUUGAAUGUAGAUAACAGGAACCUAGCUUCUAAUUACAAGUCAUUCGCAGUGCCUCGAUUCUACGACAACAUUUAUGACGCACCUGUAUUAACCACUGCUUGCAGAGACUCGAAAAACAAGAACUACUAUUUGUUCGUGGAACAUAAUGGAAAGUCCGGAAACAGCAAGACGUGGGAUCGUUGUAUGUCGAAGUUACGCAAAGACCAGUGGAUAAGAAACGAUAAUAACAUCCACAAGACCAUAUGCGAAAUCUGGAUUAGCGUUAGGAAUGAGAUAGAUAGAGUACAACCGCUUCAAUUCUACAACUUCCUUGCUUUCAAAGCAUGUACAGAGGCUGUUAAUAACGGUUCUGUGUAUCAUCAAGAACAGUUCACUAAACUAGAGAGCGGCGCUUUCCGACCUACUUUAUUUGCGUUAAUGUGCGAUAACGCUUUAGUGGAGAUGCGAGUUUUCAUGCCAUUCGAUCAAGUAGCCAAGUACGAUACCGAGAUAGGAAAAGUUCGGAAGUCCUGGAAGGGAUUCAUAGCUUCUGAGUAUACUACCAUCAGUACUAACGCUAUCAAUAUUAUGUCUCUCGUACACGGCGUUAGUAUCGAAGACUACGUCUCCCUGAAGGUAGUUAAGAGAAGUUAUGGUGGCAAGAGAGACUGGAAGAUAUGCUUCUGUGGCGUUGUCGUAGAAACCGACAAAGACUAUAUAGAUUCCAUUCUAGAUAAGAGACUGAAGCAAAAAGGAUGGGACGCGCCCUCGCUCUGGCUCGAUAAUGUCAUGUUUCGCGAUAGGGAAGUUAUCAGAAAGUUGGGUACUAAACUUUUCGCUUCUAACGCUUCUUGCAUGCGGCCUGUUUGCGAGUAUCACCCGAUUAUAAGAACAAAGCUUAUGUCACAAAUAAUGGAUAGGAAAGAGGACGUUCAGAAUAUGACCAUUCCAGAAGCUCCAUUGGUUACAAUGUUCGUGAAUAACAAAUUCACUUACGCUGAUGCGUUAGUGUUUUCUUCGAAGUUCACGAACUCGGUAAUCGUUGACAGGAGGUAUAACGUUAUGGGUUACGAUGCGGACCUAGACAUAACAAUAGAUCCUCACGUUCAGUUUCCGAUGACUUCAUUAGUCAACAGAGAAACUAAGGAGCAACUCCAUGAAGCUUUCAGAGCUAUGGAAAUAGUAGGUCGUGAUGUAGUGAAUUUUACACCGAAGGACCAUAAAUAUGAAAGAGAGAGUCGGUUGCCUAAGAGAGAAUUUUCGUGUUACGUCAAGGUACCAGGUUACGAAACAUCGUCUGGAAAGGUUAUACAUGUCCUUCUUUGUUUCUUCCCUGUAGAACUCAGAAGAUGGGAGUCUGUGCUGAAUCAAAUAGAUCCCUCCAGAACCAGAAGGUUGGGCGGAAGCUGUCUCGACUGCAAAUCAGAAAAAUCAGCACUCGAGAAUGAGUAUGGAACACUGACUAGGAACGGAGAUAGGGAUAUACUCAGUAGCGAAAUGGACACAGAAGAAGAACGUAAAAGCGAUAGUAGUGAUUCUGACGCGGAACACGAGGACAUCAAAACUUGGACACAUAUAGAUGAGGAAAACGGAAACAAGCAAUUCCUGGUCAAUAAGAAAUACGUCAUUCUAUACCGCGCUCUGAUGAGUUGGCGGGCUAAAGACUUCAUGAAAAUGAAAGAAUAUGCCGACGAGAAAGGGAUUGUACUCACUAAGUGCUACUACGGAAUAUGCCAGUAUUAUCCUCUAGCACACCUUGUUGAGAACAAGCAACAAUUAGUCUCCGAACCUGUGACAGAAGGGCGACCGCCUAACAGAAAGAUGGGAAGUGGUCCUAAAGAUGGCGAGAUGUCAAUCAUUACGCAAGCAUCAGUAAGAAGUUUUGAGAUGAUACGACAACAUUGCGUGGAAUCAGGAAUGGUGGUCGUAUCGAAGUGUCCCAAAUGCAGGCUUUUGACGGUGAUGUGCAUUUGUAAGGUCAAGCCUAAGGACUAUAUACUGAUGAAUUUGCGUGCAGACUUCGUAAGGUGGAUGCUUCAGGAUUUUCCCUUCACUGUAGCGUCACAGAAUGCUACCAAUGAGAUGUCGAACAGUACAGGCGAUGAAGACACAGAUUCUCACUCAUCCAAGCACCCAACUAACAGAUCCUUAGAAGAGUAUAUCGAGAAGACGAAGUUCAGCAACUGUACUCCAGACUCCCUAGCACAUGCAAUUGAGUUCUAUACAUAA